UAAGUUCAUGACUGACACGACAACAGACUAGCAGCAGCGAUCUUUGUUUCAAAUCAUCUGGAGCGAGUACAAACCACUAUAUUCGAGUAGUAGUAGACAGCUUUUUCUCUGGUCUAUUUGGCCAAUGAAAUAAUCUUACCUAUCCUUGUUCUCUUAAUGGAAACACAGGUACAAGUGAACAUGGCACACAAUGAAUUCAAAGAGGAGCGAACCAAAGAACUGGUGGCGGAGAUCACAGAGGAACAAUUUCUCAAAGAUCUCUACCUUUUUAUGAAGAAGAGAGAAACACCAAUAGAAAGGAUCCCACAUCUGGGCUUCAAACAAAUUGAUUUAUUUGUCAUGUUCAAAACUGUCAAUGACUUGGGCGGCUACCACCAGGUGACUGCUCAGCAACUGUGGAAACAGGUUUACAAUACACUUGGUGGAAACCCUCGAAGUACAAGUGCAGCCACCUGCACCCGCAGACACUACGAGAAGCUGCUGCUGCCCUAUGAAUGCCACGUGAAAGGCAUUUCCAUCAGGUCCAUGCUGCCUCAUCAUCAGCCAAAGCCAUUCCACUUUGUUGCCGGCUACAGUGAAGAAGAAGAAGACGAUGGUGUCCAGAGACCAGCGAAACGUAGGCUGGUAUCCGUACCAGUGUAUCAGCAGAACCCUCAUAACCUCCAGACAGACCAACACGGAAAUCUCUUCCCUCUGUCUGUCCACUACCCUCCCUACUAUCAGUCAAGCCCCACAGUUCUGCCUCCCUACAUCCCUAUGCCCCCCUCAAUAUUGGCCACACAACACCCCCCUGCUCCCAAGCCCCAAUUCUCUUACAGUCAACCUUGUGUAAACUCAACAGAGAGGGUGAAGGAACCAUUAGAGCACUUGCGUUACCUGGCUGAGCGGUACAAGACCUCAUCCGGACUGGCUGAGCCCCUGAACCUCAGCGUUAAAUCAUCAGCCCGGGACAUCAGCAACAACCCUGUUUCAUCAUUUGCUCCACCCUCAGCCAGCAAGAACCCAAAGUUUUUGAACAAACCAUCCACACUAUAUGCCCAUCAUCAUACUGGGGCCCCGACAAAUGAAGGCUCUGAGACACAAGAUGGGGAGUCAAGUGAUGGAGUUGCACCCUCUCCUUAUACCAUGAAAGCACAGGAGGAACAAGUUAUUGAUGUCGAUAUUACGGCACCCUCAAGCAGCCCCAUAUAUGACUCUGCUCUGCCACUGGGAACAGAGGCUGCUGCAGUGGCACAAAAACCCUGUUCUCCAAACACAGACCUUGCACUCACGCCAAAAGAAGAGACAAAAGUGAUUCCAGAAGUGAUGGGGCUCAAUCUUAGCCAAAUACUGUCCAGUCUCCCUCAAGAGAAGGAUGGCAAAAUGGAAAUUGAGUUACCCCUGUCAGUGUUUCAUAAAUUGCUCAAGAUGUGCAAGUCCUCAGCAAUGAUGCAUGAAAGUAAGGUUCCUCAGCCUACUCAGGAAGGACACCCUGCAGAAAGGAAUUGGCCUAACGCAAACACUUUCCCUACCAACCUGACAUUUCACACAAAUCCCCAACGCCAGAGUUGUGCUGACGAUCUAACAUUCAGAAAUGUGCCAAACCUCAGUCACAACAAUAAAAUCCAAAACCAAUUCAUGAGUUACAAGCCUUUGCCUUCAGGUGCCAUUUUGAAAAAUGCAGUAAACCAGGAUGUCUUGUCAGUUGAUCAGCAGGAUAUUAAUAAGUCAUACAACUCCAAGUCACCCAAUUUCUGGGGUGCCCAUAAGAGAGAGACCCAGUCAUCCAUUGAAGUGGAGAGCGACCCUAGUCCCCCCAGGACUCAGCCAGACUUUGCUUAUAAAUUCUACGCAGGUGUCCAGGGAGGGAAGCAGCAGGCAGAGACGGAGCCUUCAGCUAUGCUCAUGGUCAAUUCCAGCUCUGCUCCUCUCUUUCAGCUCACCACUGAAGAAGUCAUGAAGCUGAAAAAAAUCAUCUCAAACUCAUUGUAGAGACCAGUUAAGACAAUACCACAAACACACCAACACCAUGUUAAAGCUGGCUAAUGCUCAUAUUAUAGCUCUAUAUUUUGAAUAUACUUCAGGUUAAUUUCCAAUCAAUUUGUAUCAGCUGAACACAAAAAAGGAAUACAAGCAACAAUUCAAAUCUGCUUGAUUUAAAGAUAAUCUGCACUAUUUUUGUUCUGCACUGAAAUGUUGAUUGCAUUUAACACUUCAGUCGCAUUGUUGUGCAAUCUUGUUUAAAGCACAUGAAGUAGAUUAUUUUUUCUAUUUGUUAAUAGUUGGGUUUUUUACACCAGUUAUAUUGUGAAAUUAAUCUGUUGAAACAAUAAA
This is a messenger RNA of Neolamprologus brichardi, 2313 nucleotides long. RefSeq names its product AT-rich interaction domain 6 (gene arid6). NCBI's taxonomy places the organism in Eukaryota, Metazoa, Chordata, Actinopteri, Cichliformes, Cichlidae. Gene Ontology annotation, cellular component: nucleus. Gene Ontology annotation, molecular function: transcription cis-regulatory region binding. Gene Ontology annotation, biological process: regulation of transcription by RNA polymerase II. The record is from RefSeq and is a predicted model, not a curated record.